This is a messenger RNA of Myotis myotis, 3607 nucleotides long. RefSeq names its product syntaxin binding protein 4 (gene STXBP4). Bases 291 to 1967 code for a protein of 558 amino acids. The transcript is spliced from 18 exons. Gene Ontology annotation, molecular function: syntaxin binding. The record is from RefSeq and is a predicted model, not a curated record. Lineage: Eukaryota; Metazoa; Chordata; Mammalia; Chiroptera; Vespertilionidae. Gene Ontology annotation, biological process: insulin receptor signaling pathway; regulation of insulin secretion involved in cellular response to glucose stimulus. Gene Ontology annotation, cellular component: cytoplasmic vesicle.
ACGAGGGAAGAUCUCGCGAGGCCUGCUCUGUCUCGCGAUACCAGAGUGGAGCCCGCCGCUGCCUUGGCUACCAGGCUGCUGGGGAAGCUACGCCCGGAGUCGCGCUACGGAGGCCGGGUUGCCAGGUUACCGGAAAAUUUGAAGAAGCUUGUGGAGUAAUAUGAGUCAGACUAAUCUAGGAUCUGCAGGAAGUCCCUCAUGAUAGUCGUCUUAGGAAAAGAAGAAUUUAUAGACUCUUCAUCAUAUUCUCAUUUGCACGGCUGUUAAAUGCAAGCUACUGUGGUGAAACCAUGAAUAAAAAUUCAUCUGCUGCAGUACCAUCCGGUCUACUUGAAAAGGACCCUGCCUUGCAGAUGAUUACCGUUACCAAGGAAACAGGCCUCGGUCUGAAGAUCCUCGGAGGAAUUAACCGGAAUGAAGGUCCCUUUGUGUAUAUUCAGGAAAUCAUUCCUGGCGGAGACUGUUAUAAGGAUGGACGUUUGAAGCCAGGAGAUCAACUUGUCUCAGUAAACAAGGAAUCUAUGAUUGGUGUAUCAUUUGAAGAAGCAAAAAGCAUAAUUACCCGAGCCAAGUUGAGGUCAGAACCUGCUUGGGAGAUAGCAUUCAUAAGACAAAAAUCGGAUGGCAGUCACACAGAAAAUCCACCGUGUACACCCCUUUUACAGACCUCUGGAGAAUAUGGACCUCCAGCUUCAGCAUUUAAUCUUCUUUCUUCUCCCCCUGAAAUACCGAUUCCAAAGACCUCAUCUACCCCCAAAACUAUAGAUGCUAUUUUACCUUCUUUGAAGGGAAAUCAGUUAAGAACUGGAUACAAGAAAACAGAACAGACUUCAGUUGCUUCUUCGGACCACAGCCCUACAGAUAUGUCUAAUACAGAUGCUGCCCCUGUCUGGACCGAUAAUUAUGGACCACAAGGAAGGACGGUCUCCCUAAAUCCCUCCGUUCGCCUUAAGGCAGAGAAACUGGAAAUGGCUCUAAAUUAUCUUGGUAUUCAGCCCACAAAGGAGCAACACCAAGCCCUGAGACAGCAAGUGGCAGUAGACCCACAGGGGACAGUGUCUUUUGGAGAUUUUGUCCAGGUUGCCCGAAACUUGUUUUGCUUGCAGUUGGAUGAAGUAAAUGUUGGUGCGCGUGAAAUGUCCAGCAUAUUAGACUCGCAGUUUAUUGCCUGUGAUUCCUUAGAAGCAAAUGAUGUGGAAAGGCUUAAGCGUGAAAGAAAUGAUGCCUUAGAAGAAGUGAAUGCACUUAAGGAAAAAUUAUUUGAAUCAGAAAGACAAAGGAAACAAUUGACAGAAGAACUCCAAAAUGUGAAACAAGAAGCCAAAGCAGUCAUUGAAGAAACCAGAGCCCUGCGCAGUCGGAUUCACCUGGCCGAAGCCGCGCAGAGGCAGGCGCGCGGCAUGGAAACGGACUACGAAGAAGUGAUUCGGCUGCUGGAGGCCGAGAUCACGGAGCUGAAGGCUCAGCUUGCUGAUUAUUCUGACCAAAAUAAAGGAAAUGUUCAGGAGUUAAGAAAGAGAAUCACGGUGCUUGACUGCCAAUUGCGAAAAUCAGAAGUGGCUCGAAAAACUUUCGAGGCAUCCACUGAAAAGCUGCUUCAUUUUGUAGAGGCUAUUCAAGAAGUAUUUUCUGAUAAUUGUGCUCCUUUAUCAACUUUAAGUGAAAGAAGAGCCUUGUUGGCCUCUCAGACUUCCCUGACAUCGCUGGGAAGGAAUGGCCGGAGCAUCCCAGCAUCACUGGCCCUGGAGUCUAAGGAACUCGUUAAAUCCGUUCGUGCCAUACUUGAUAUGGACUGUCUACCUUAUGGGUGGGAGGAAGCUUACACAGCAGAUGGAAUCAAGUACUUCAUCAAUCACGUAACACAGACCACGUCCUGGAUCCACCCCGUGGCGAGUGCGCUGAGCCUGUCCUGCUCCGAGGAGAACGAGGAGGACUGCCCCCGGGAGCUCCCCGACCAGAAGAGCUGAUGGUUUUCUGCAGGAAGCUGAGCGCCGUGGUCCUCUCGCAUCUCUGUCCCCGUGGACGGCUCUCAGACGCAAUGUCCAAAAUAGGAACGAACACACUACGUAUUAAAGUUGUGAGAUGGAGGCUGGAUUUAGGCUACUUUUCUAAAACUUUUGCUAUAACUGUAUACAUUCACAAGGUCAAUUGCCACUACAGUAGUUCUGUAAGAAUAAUCUAGUCCUAUAUUUUGAAGUCAUAUAUAAUGGCACAUUUAUAUUUUGUAUACUUUUUUUAUGUAGAAGUAGAUCCUUAUAAUUUUAUAUACAGUUCUCUAUGGAGUAUCUGAUACAGUGAGUUCUAUAAUGAGGACUUAGUUUGGACAAUUAUGUGAACAUAGUGAAAGACUUGAUUUAUUUGGUAAUUCACUAACCUUUCACAUGUGUAUCUUAGGAGAGUGAUUUAAGCAAGCUUUGGGCUUUUUUUUUUUUUUUUAGAUCACCAACAACUAUCUCACAGGCCACUGAAUACAGCCUGCAUUUGUAUGGGGCUUUCUCAUUUACCUAAUGCUUUCCUGGCCCCGUGUUCUUUAAACCACCCAGCAUGCCCAGGAGGCAGAGCCAGUGGGUGAUUUCUGUUCUUGUUUGUCAGCUCUGGAAAUAGUGGUUCAGAGAAAUGAGGCACCCUGUCCUGGAACUGAGGCGCACACCUGAGUCUUCUGAUCCUCUGCCCAGCCCUUUGCCCUGCACCCCGCUGUCCCGGCAGCGGGAGGUCACAGCCCCGCAUGCAGGGCACCUGGGUCUGUUGAUGCAGCUGAGCUCCACGCUGUGCUCUCGGGUGGCCGCAGAGAUUCAGGAGGCACCUCUUCAGCUAAAUGUGGCCCCACAUAACCUUUCCUCCUUCCCCCUCCUCCACCCCCGGGCCCUCACCUGGUAGGAACAUUGUUUUUGAUGCUUCAUCAGGCUUCUUGUAGCAGCUCACAUUUUUCCAAAGUAAAGGGCCUGGCUCCUGCACAGGAUCUGCCCUGCUUAGGGUGCCCUUGCCCGCGGGCACAUUUGAGGGGCACUGAUGAGAAGAAGGGCAUCCAGAAUCUCCUCUGCUGUCAGAAGAGACAUCCUGGAACGCUUCCGCUCCGAGUUCAAGACUGACCUCAUUAUUGCUGGUGUCGCCCACCAGCUAAUUAUGCUUUACCUCUUAUUUUAUCUUACUGUAAGGAUGCUGGGCCAUUUCUGGCAGGAAUGAGCCAUUGAGGUGGAGUGCUGAAGAUUGUCUCUCAGUGGAGUGAUUGAACCCGGGGCUGGAAAAUGGGGGGAGGGAGUCAUUUUCAAUGUCCUGGGCAUUAGGUACCAACUGAAUACGAACGAGGUAUCUAUUCUUAUCCAAUGUUGUAUUUUUAGGCACUACACUUCGAAAGGGAGUAAGAAUCAUUCACUAAUCAGAAUACUUGUUCCCAAAGCACGCCUGGUAACAGAGAAGCUGCUGUGCAUCACUCUGGCCUGUGCUUCCCACUUCCUGGGUGCUGUUUGCUGGUGGGUAAAAAGCAAAAAGCUUCUCAGGUGGCCAGAAUUGAACAGCUUCUCUUACAUUUUUGAAUUUUAAAAAUAAUCUAUUUCUAUCAAAAAUCAAGUAGGAUGGAAUUGAAUGAAGUUAAAAAAAAAAAAAAAAA